AUCUCUCUGCAAAUCGAACUGGCCAGGUAUAUAAACUUCCAAGGAUGCUCUUUAUCGUCUAGUGUUUCGCUCAUCGAGUUCCUUCUCCUUCGCCGCUGGUCGGACGAAUUUCUUUACUUGAACCUUCUCCCGCUGGUCGGACCACUACUUCUUUCUAUCUAUCUGACUUGUCACUUCGUCGCCAUGCGUUUCAACUCACAAUCCCUCCUCCUCGUCUUUGGCUCCAUGAUGGUGGCCGUUUGGGCAUUGCCGCUCAUUGCUCGUAAUUUACAAGGGGAAAAAUGGAUUUUAGAGGAAUAUGAGAAGACAGUGACCGCAGCUGAUAAGAACGUUUUCAAAGCAAAGCUUAAGGAUGUCCAACUUGGACCGCUUCUCUCAACUGAAGGCCUUCACAACAAUGGUAUCUACAGCAUGAAGGGAAAAUACAAAGGCAAAAGCGGGGACGACAUAGUCCUUAAAGUCCUCAAAUCUGUUGACGAUGAAGCUUAUGCCGAGGUGAAGGCCCUCAAAGGAAUCGGAGAAUAUGUCGACUCUGGGAUGUUCACGGUCAAAGGCAAGGAAGCGCCUGUCAUUAUCAUGAUAAAGGUCCCGGGUUCUGUGCUAAGCGACACACCUGAGUACAAAAAGGCAAAGACGGACGAAAAGGAAAAGAUGAAGGAGGAAGCUAUAGAUUUGAUGUGUAAGGAAGUCGCUGAGGUUGGUAAGAGUAAGGGUAUCCUGCACAAUGACAACAGGAUCGAGAAUAUCCAUGUUACAAUGUCAGGCAAUAAAGUCGUCUCUGCUAAACUCACUGACUGGGGAGCGUACGAGCUCUACACUAUGGACAAGAGUGCUUCGGAGGCCGAAAUUAUCGCGUUCUGCAAGAAGCACUGGACUCAUGUCGAUUGGUUUGUUCAGGCUGACUUCGAGUGAUUGCAAUAUCCCUCUUGCUUCCCGCAUACCUAAUAGUACCGUAGAGUGCCAACAAAGUUCGCCACGUAUCAUACAGAUCGAGCAUAGGAUACAAAUUGAAAGAUGUCGGAAGGGGCGAUAGCAAAAUAACAUACACGUACAUAUUCCAAAUUUAAAAUGAUCACUCUGCCACGGCAGAAUGUCCUGCAGUCCCACAACUAUUCUCCAUCUCUUCUUCCUCUUGUCGUAAUCGUCGUUCCGCAGCCUCUAGCGCUCGUCUUCUCCGGUCUUCUGUCGAAUCGUUGAGCAACAGUAUCGCAUCACUCCCACUUCCGCCAAGCACAUGCGAUCCAUGCG
Messenger RNA from Lentinula edodes (shiitake mushroom), 1248 nucleotides. RefSeq lists its product as uncharacterized. The record is from RefSeq and is a predicted model, not a curated record. The transcript has 5 exons. Bases 184 to 912 code for a protein of 242 amino acids. NCBI's taxonomy places the organism in Eukaryota, Fungi, Basidiomycota, Agaricomycetes, Agaricales, Omphalotaceae.